AUGCUAGUCAACGACCGCCUGAACAAGUUCAGGUGCCGUCUAACACUGGUCCCGCAUCCCCCUACCAAGAUUCUGUCUCUCGCCAUCUCGGUCAACAAGGUUCACGACAAGGUCAAUCUCCUCUCCAAGCAGGGCAUCUAUCCUAUCAAGCUGGUCGCAGCUCUGAUGGUCACGCGUUCAUCCACUCUGGGUCUCAAUACCCUCUAUCUCAUUCAAGGGGUGAUACUCGUCGGAUAUAUCCGAGCGAAGUCCUAG
This is a messenger RNA of Perkinsus marinus ATCC 50983, 255 nucleotides long. RefSeq lists its product as hypothetical. NCBI's taxonomy places the organism in Eukaryota, Perkinsozoa, Perkinsida, Perkinsidae. The transcript has a single exon. The record is from RefSeq and is a predicted model, not a curated record. Bases 1 to 255 code for a protein of 84 amino acids.